AUGAGCUCGAUUGAAGAGCUUAAAAUUGUGCGGCUCUACCGUGCCUACAACACCGUCAUUCAGAUGUGCAUGGACCGUGGCUACACAGUGCGCCAUCCGUCUGCCGUCGCACAUGCCCUUCUUGACCCGUCUGUCUACAACGACGAGUACGGUCUGGACUAUGAGUGGUUCCUGCAGCACUUUGUGGUUGUGCAGGCCACACCUACCGCUGCCUCCGGGGCGGCAGGAGGAGAGGAUGACAAUGCGACGAGGGUGCAAACAAGUCACAGCAAGGCCUUAGAGGAGAGGAGAAACUGGACGCUAAUGCGCGGCGCUAUGCGGCUUGUGUGCAGCUCCGAGGUGGUGAAGUCGACGAACGACGAGUCUGCCUCGCUCAGCAAAAGUGGAGAAAAGGGUGGGAAGUCAAUGCUCGUUUUUUUUUCGGCGUUGCCGUCGCUUAGCAUGAGUGAAUUGCAGGAAUUUCGUGACAAAGCCUUACAGAAGCAGGCGCAUUGCAUGAUUGUUGUGUCCGCCGGGAAGAUAACUCCGGUAGUGCGUCGUGGCGCACGCGAGUUGAGUGGACGCCUUCGGGCUGGCACUGCCGAAGAAAUUAUGUCGAUUCAACUCUUUGAGGAGGAUGAGCUUGCGUACAACAUUGCACGCCACGAGACGGUUCCAUCGCAUGUAGCGCUUUCCCCUGAACAGGCGCAGGAGUUUCUUCAGCAGCGUCAGAUUUCUCUCUCGCAGCUACCGCGCAUCCUUAACGAGGACCCGAUGGUGGCAUACCUGGGCCUUGUGCGUGGCAGUAUUGUAAGGAUCCAACGCGAGUCGAAGGAGAGUGGCCCCUACGAGAUGUAUCGACAGGUUAUUUAG
Messenger RNA from Trypanosoma rangeli, 852 nucleotides. RefSeq names its product DNA-directed RNA polymerase II. Gene Ontology annotation, molecular function: DNA-directed RNA polymerase activity; DNA binding. The record is from RefSeq and is a predicted model, not a curated record. Bases 1 to 852 code for a protein of 283 amino acids. Lineage: Eukaryota; Euglenozoa; Kinetoplastea; Trypanosomatida; Trypanosomatidae. Gene Ontology annotation, cellular component: RNA polymerase II, core complex; RNA polymerase III complex; RNA polymerase I complex. The transcript has a single exon. Gene Ontology annotation, biological process: DNA-templated transcription.